Messenger RNA from Kogia breviceps (pygmy sperm whale), 3781 nucleotides. The record is from RefSeq and is a predicted model, not a curated record. Lineage: Eukaryota; Metazoa; Chordata; Mammalia; Artiodactyla; Physeteridae.
CCGGGAGGCGGCGGCGGCGGCGGUCGGAGAGGGUCUCUGGCGGCAUUUCGGGGGCGCGGGGCGCAGCCAUGAGCGAGUCCAGUGCCAGUGCGCUCCCGCCCGGCAGGCCCAACAGGCAGGCCUUCAUCCACCAAGAGAGCCUCUCUUUGGACUCCAGUUGCUUUUCUUCUCCACCUGUGAAUUUCCUUCAAGAAUUGCCAAGUUACCGGUCUAUUGCUCGUAAGAGGAUGACCAUCCUUUCCCGGGACAAGCAAAGUGGCACUUUGCUGAAGCCAACAGACUCUUACAGCUCCCAGUUGGAGGGAGAAAUCACUGAAAACCUUGACAACUUAUCCAUUCGGAAAUACGCACUGAACAUCUCUGAGAAGCGGAGACUAAGGGACAUUCAGGAGACCCAAAUGAAGUACUUAUCUGAGUGGGACCAGUGGAAGCGGCAUAGCAGCAAGUCUUGGGAGAGGUUCAUAGAGAAGGCUUGCGAGAUGACAACCCACCUGGAGCUGUGGCGGGAGGACAUUCGCAGCAUAGAAGGGAAAUUUGGCACUGGAAUUCAGUCCUACUUCUCCUUCUUACGGUUUCUGGUAUUGCUGAAUUUGGUGAUAUUUCUGAUUAUCUUUAUGCUGGUUUUGCUCCCAGUCUUGCUCACCAGAUACAAGAUUACCAACAGCAGCUUUGUGCUCAUUCCAUCCAAAGGCGCGGAUAUUCAAUGCACAGUGUAUCCAAUAAGUAGUUCUGGACUCAUUUACUUUUACAGUUAUAUCAUAGACUUGCUUUCUGGCACUGGUUUCCUGGAGGGUACCUGCCUCUUUUAUGGACAUUACACCAUUGAUGGGGUGAAAUUUCAGAACUUCAUCUAUGAUCUGCCUCUGGCUUAUGUGUUAAGCACAGUUGCCUACCUGGCCCUGAGCCUUCUUUGGAUAGUGAAAAGGUCGGUGGCAGGGUUCAAAAGUAAUCUGAUCCGGAGCGAGGAGCACUUCCAGAGUUACUGCAACAAGAUCUUUGCGGGCUGGGACUUCUGCAUCACCAACCGCAGCAUGGCGGACCUGAAGCACAGCAGCCUGCGCUACGAGCUCCGAGCAGAUCUGGAGGAAGAAAGAAUACGGCAGAAAAUAGCAGAAAGGACCUCAGAAGAAACGAUACGGAUUUACUCUUUGAGACUGUUUUUGAACUGUAUCGUGCUGGCCGUUUUAGCGGCAUGCUUUUAUGCAAUCUAUAGAGCGACUAUAUUCUCUCAAGAACACAUGAAAAAAGAAAUUGACAAGAUGGUUUUUGGAGAGAACCUCUUGAUAUUGUACCUGCCUUCUAUUGUGAUCACGCUGGCCAAUUUUAUCACCCCAAUAAUCUUUGCCAAGAUCAUCCACUAUGAGGAUUAUUCCCCAGGCUUUGAGAUCCGGCUGACAAUCCUUAGGUGUGUUUUUAUGCGGCUGGCCACCAUCUGCGUGUUGGUGUUCACUCUGGGCUCCAAGAUUACAUCCUGCGAUAACUACUCGUGUGAGCUCUGUGGCUACAACCAGAAACUCUACCCGUGCUGGGAGACCCAAGUUGGGCAGGAAAUGUACAAGCUGAUGAUCUUUGACCUCAUCAUCAUCUUGGCUGUGACACUUUUUGUGGAUUUUCCUAGAAAGAUCCUGGUGACCUACUGUUCCUCUUGGAAGCUGUUUCAGUGCUGGGGACAGCAGGAGUUUGCUAUCCCUGAUAACGUUCUAGGGAUCGUUUAUGGGCAAACCAUUUGCUGGAUUGGAGCAUUCUUCUCACCCCUUCUUCCUGCAGUUGCAACCUUGAAGUUAAUUAUCAUCUUUUACGUGAAAGAGAUAAGUCUUCUUUACACCUGCAGACCCUCUCCGAGGCAGUUCAGAGCAUCUAAUUCUAAUUUCUUCUUCCUGUUGGUGUUGCUGAUUGGGCUGUGCUUGGCAAUAAUACCUCUGACAAUCAGCAUGGCACGAGGAGGGAUGCUCAGCCUGUGCUGCAGGCCUGGCCCUGAGCCCCGUGCUCUGUGUCCUGGUAGCAUCCCUUCCUCCAAAGCCUGUGGGCCCUUCACCAACUUCAACACCACCUGGGAGGUGGUCCCCAAGACGGUGAGCACCUUCCCCAGCUCGCUGCAGUCUCUGGUCCAUGGCAUCACGUCGGAAGCCUUCGCAGUGCCUUUCUUCAUGAUCAUCUGUCUCGUUAUGUUCUACCUCAUCGCCCUCGCAGGAGCACACAAGCGGGUGGUUGUCCAGCUUCGAGAGCAGCUGUGCCUGGAAAGUCGUGACAAGCGUUAUCUAAUCCAGAAACUAACAGAAGCCCAGAGGGAUAUGAGGAACCGGCUAGACUGACGGGGAGAUGCUGCAGCGUGCAGUUUGCAGGCUGGCCUGGUGACCUGCCAACCUACACCAUCCACCUGAGAUUUUAGCAGAAAUUUUUAAAUAUAAUUUUCUGGAGUUUGGGCCUUUCCUGAAAGUGGCUCCUUACGUGCAGCUCCAGUGCCUGUGUUUACAUAACCCAGCCCCUGUUUAAUGCUUUAGGGACUUAGAAAAGUAGGUUUGCCUGAGGCCUAGCAGCUCAGGCUCAACCAAAACACUGAAGCCAUUGAAGCUUUUCAGCCAAAAUUGCGGAGAGACCAUUUUACAAGCAUAUUUGUAUUGUCUUUUAAAGUUAAUUGUAGAGGUCAUCUAUUCAUGAGCCUGGGUUAGUUCUUUUGAGCCAGGUUCUGGGGGUUUAGGCUGAGAAGUGUUCCUUGAGAAGUAGUGACUCUCUAGGAUGGUUCCGUAGACUUAAAAUGGAGACUCGAUUUUUUUAAAGUGGAGAAACCCUUGAAUUGUGAUGUUUGGACCAGAUGGUGGGAGCAUGAAGAGGAUGGUUAUGUAAUUUCAGCUACAUGAUAAUAUGUAAUAUGAGAAUAAUAUUAUAGGAGAGAAAAGCCCUUCCUGCUGUGUGAAUAAGCAAGGCCCUGUGUACCCUGGAUUGAGCCCUCCAGCGGCAGGAUGGCAACCUGGAUUUCGUAGCUUCCUGGGCAUUUUGCUACAGCUUUGUUACGCAGGGCAAACUGCCUUUAAGGGCCUGGAUAUCCACAAAACUUCCGUCCCUCUAGCCCUGGGUUUGGAGACUUGGCAGAGUGCUAUCAAGAUUGAGAGGCAAAGUUUGUCUCUCAGUCUUCCAAAGGCCGUUUCCCUUCCUGCACUGAGGUCUCUGAAUGACACUUCAUGGUUCGGAGCCAGGCUGGAAAGGACUGUUGAGUCUUUGAGUGUUUUGGCAUGUGAGUUGCAGCAUCAGACCAGCCUGUGCCAGGGUACCAAACUAGACUGAAUGCUGGCGUCUUAAAUGUACAUAUUCAUAUUUUUAAGGGCUAUUGUUUCUCUUGUGCUUAAAAUUUUUAAUUUUAUUUUACAAAAACAUGCAGAGUAUCUCUUCGGAUUUCCGUUACCAUAAAAACCGUAUGCAAUAAAUACCUCAUCAUAAGCUUACCUGAAAUUGAUAGCUUUAAACCUUUUAAUAUAAGCCUAGACUAUGUAACUGCUUUAAUGUAAGCAGUUUUCAUUCUAAUACCUUCAGAAUCUUUUUCAAAGUACUCUAGUUUUGUAACGGACUGUUUGUGCCCUCCUUCUAUUGUUUUCCUUCCUUUCAACUGGCUCUAAACCUUUCCUGGAGGUAGCCUGGAAUUUAAAGGUGGGUGCAGGUUUUAGAAAGCUGCUGCUGUGAAGACUGUUUCCCACCCUCCCCCCAUUAUUCAAAAAUGAUUGAUUCCUUGCUCUGAGAAGCAAAACAAGCUCACCAUAGUUAACAUAUUUCUGUAUAAUUGUCCCUU